This is a messenger RNA of Pectinophora gossypiella (pink bollworm), 1043 nucleotides long. RefSeq lists its product as uncharacterized. The transcript has 2 exons. The coding region runs from base 91 to 948 and encodes 285 amino acids. Gene Ontology annotation, molecular function: zinc ion binding; nucleic acid binding. The record is from RefSeq and is a predicted model, not a curated record. Lineage: Eukaryota; Metazoa; Arthropoda; Insecta; Lepidoptera; Gelechiidae.
UCUAAGUCGGUUGUUUCUUUGUGUUUCCGCAAGCUAACCUUAUACAUUCCAUUUGGCAACGAGUUCCGAUUCGCGUGUGCUAAAAAAAAAAUGUCGUUUUUAGGAAGUAUUACAAAUUUUGACCCACAGACACAAGAGUGGAUGAUAUUUAAAGGACGAUUAACACAAUUUCUAACUUUAAAUAACAUAACGGAUGAGGAACGAAAGCGGGCGCUUUUGUUAACACUUUUAACGGAUGAAGCAUACCGUCUUUUAAGUAAUAUUUGUCAUCCGAAGAAAGUAGAAGCAACUGCUUACAGUGAAUUGAUCAUAUUACUCGACGGCCACUACACUCCAAGUAGGUCAACCUUCGCUGAUAAAGCAAAUUUUUAUGAUGCGGUGCAGGCGGAAGGAGAAAGUGUCCAGAACUGGGCGGCUCGAUUACGUGGACUCGCAGUUUACUGUGACUUCGGCGCAUCUUUGGAUACGCUGUUUCGUGAUCGUUUCGUGUUGGGCUUGAGACCGGGACCGGCUCGGGACCGUCUGUGCGAGCAGAACUCCUCCGCCCUCACCUUCUCGAAAGCUUUGGAGCUGGCACAGCAGGCUGUGUGUGCAGCGAGGGCACGUACUGUGGUACCGGGCGUAGGUGCGGCAGCGGUGAAGGAGGAGCCCCUGUUCCGAGCAAGCAUGGGCCGGCCGGGCGGCGGCGGCGCGCGGGCCUCCGGGCCUGCUCGUGACCAGCCCGCCAACCGGUGCUCCGUCUGUGGUCUGAGAGGUCACGAGACCGAAAAAUGUCGAUACAAGAACUACCGGUGCGAAAAGUGUAAAGUUAAAGGUCAUUUGAAAAAGGUGUGCACGGAAAAAGUGAAUAACAUUGUGACGGAAGUGCAAUCACAGUCGGGUCAGCGACCUGAGACAUGUUCCGAUUGUGAGGAAUGCAAUCUAUUCAACUUGAGGUUCCCAAAUUAAGAUGGGAGGAGUGUCAUAUAUAUAAUUAGGUACGAUACGUUCCUGCGCGAGCGACUGACGAUUGACCGAUCAGUAAUAAAUUCGCUGUACUCUAA